UGCUCGCGCCCCUAGCGCGCCAGUCCCCGGGCUGCAGGGAGCGCAGCGCGCGCGGCCCGGGCCCCGGCCACCGGACGCCCUACCGGACACAACCCUCCUUGGAGCUUGGACAACUGCCCACCUCGGACACUGCACCGGACACUGCCCCCCACAGGGCUGGACACUACAACGGACACUACUUCCCAGCUCCGGACAUUGCUCCCUCCCCCCCACCCCCAGCCCUGGACGCUUCCCCCCCUCCCCCUCCGGGGGCCCAGACUCCGAGCCCCCUGCAGGCUCCAGCUAGCGACCCUCUGCACCCCAGCGCCAGCCACCAUCUCCUCCCACUCCCCCACUCCCUUUUCCUCCUCCCGCCUCAUCUUUCUCCUGCUUGGGUCGGAGCCCCGCCAGUUUCCCCGACCCCCUGCAGCUCGGCCUCGGCUGCCCGCACCCCCAUCCCGCGGCUGCUCGCCCGGAUGCCUCUCCCCGGGGGAUUGUGGUGGCUCCUCUGCUGCCGUCGAGGCUUUACUCUUCUGCACCGGGACUACGGGGACGGCGAGCUUAGCGGGGACGGGGACGAAGACGAGGACGAGGAGACCUUUGAGCUACGGACCCCGAGUCCAGCGGGCGGCGGGAGGGGCCCCCUAGAUGUGACGCUGACUCAGCCUAUGAGGAGUGGGCCAGUUUCAGACAGGCUGCAAAGCUGGGAGGAGACGCGGAGCCUCAUCCCGGAGAAGGGGCCGUCUGAAGACGACCCAGAUGUCGUCGUGAAAGGUUGGCUGUACCGAGAGCCCCGCGGAGGAGGGGCGCGGCCCUGGUUGCCCCCGCGCCGAGCCUGGUUUGUGCUCACCCGGGACUCCCUGGACCAGUUCAGCAGCAGCGGGAAGGGGGCGAGGCGGCUCGGGAGCCUAGUGCUCACCAGCCUGUGCUCAGUUUCCGGCCCUGAGCGCAGACCCAAGGAGACCGGUGAGACCUCCUGGGGAUUCUCCUACCUCCCCAGGCAGCUGCCCCAGGCAGCCCUGAUUGCCCGCCCCCCAUGGCCUCUCUUUCCCCCAGGUCUGUGGUCAGUGACCGUGAGUGGCCGGAAGCACAGCGUUCGGCUCUGCUCGCCUCGCCAGUCGGAGGCAGAGCGCUGGGGGGUGGCGCUGCGGGAGGUGAUUGCCUCCAAGGCGCCUCUGGAGACCCCCACCCAGCUGCUGCUCAGGGACAUUCAGGAGAGUCGUGGGGACCCAGAAGCCGUGGCCCUUAUUUACAGAAGAAACCCAAUUCUGAGGCACACCAGUGGAGCCCUGUAUGCCCCACUCCUGCCUCUGCCCUACGGAGUCACUGCCCCAGGUCCCGGCUACGCACCCUUGCGGGAGGAGGCCGUGAGGCUGUUCCUGGCGCUGCAGGCCCUGGAGGGGGCGCGGCGCCCCGGGCCCCUGAUGCAGGGUGUGCUCCAGACCUGCCGGGACCUGCCCGCGCUCCGAGACGAACUCUUCCUGCAGCUGGCUAAGCAGACCUCGGGCCCCGCGGGGCCCCCCGGGCCGCCAGCUACCCGAGACCCCGCGGCCCUGCGGUACUGGCAGCUCCUCACUUGCAUGAGCUGCACCUUCCGGCCAGGGGGAGCCGUACGGGGACACCUCCUUGGGCAUCUGGAGAGGACUGAGCAGGCGCUCCCGGACUCGGAACUGGCGGAAUAUGCGCGCUUCAUACGGAGAGCGCUGGGCCGGACGCGCGGCCGGGAGCUAGUGCCAUCGCUGGCCGAGAUUUCCGCGCUGAGCCGACGGCAGGAGUUGUUGUGCACCGUGCACUGUCCGGGGGCUGGUGUCUGCCCUGUGGCCAUAGACUCCCACACCACGGCGGGAGAGGUGGCUCGAGAGCUGGUGGGGCGGCUGGGCUUGACCCGGAGCCGUAAUACAUUCGCGCUGUACGAGCAGCGAGGGGCGCAGGAGCGAGCCCUGGCCGGGGGGACUCUCGUGGCCGACGUGCUCACCAGGUUUGAGAACUUGGCGGCGGAGGAAGCCGGGCUGGAGGACCCGCCGGACACCGGUUGGAGACUGUGUCUGCGUCUUCACGGACCUCUGCACCCUGAGGGGCUGUCCCCAGACGGUCACGAACUGCCCUUCCUCUUUGAGCAGGCUCACGCUCUGCUGCUGCGCGGCCGGCCGCCCCCGCCCGACGACACGCUGCGCGCCCUGGCGGCGCUGCGCCUGCAGAGCCUGCACCGGGACUUCUCCCCGCGGGCGCCCCUGCCGCGCCUGGACCGCCUGCUGCCCACCCCGGCCCGGCCACGUGAAGACCCUCCCCGCCCGGUGCCCAGGCCUCCCCCCUCCGCCGCCCUGCUGGCCGGGGCGAUCUGGAGCCCGAGCCUGGCCAAGAGGCGGGCGGAGCGGGCCCGGCACGGCGGGGCCGGCCGCACGGCUGGAAGCGUGGCCCGCGAGGGAGGAGGUGGCGCCGGCAGGGCGGCUGCUGUGCUGGGAGGCUGGAAGCGGCUACGGGGCAUGGGCCGAGCUGAGGCCAUGGCUGCCUACCUGGCUCUGGCGGCGCAGUGUCCAGGGUUCGGCGCUGCUCGGUAUGACGUUCUGGAGCUGAGCACGGAGCCUGGUGGGGGUGCUCCACAGAAGCUAUGCCUGGGCCUGGGAGCCAAGGCCAUGUCCCUCUCGCGGCCCGGUGAGACAGAGCCCAUCCACAGCGUCAGCUAUGGCCGUGUGGCCGCCUGCCAGCUAAUGGGUCCCCACACCCUGGCCUUGAGGGUGGGAGAGAGCCAGCUCCUCCUGCAGAGUCCCCAGGUGGAAGAGAUUGUGCAGCUGGUGAAUGCCUACUUGGCCAACCCCUCCCCCGAGAGGCCCAGCAGCAGCCCUCCUCCAUGCCAAGACCUGCCAGACACCUCCCCUCCCAGCCAGCACCCGGGCCUGGACGAGCCCCAGGGACAGUCUGGCUCUUUGGGGCAGCUGCAGGACUGAGCUUGCCAAGAGGUCACGACCUCCCUCUUGCCUCCAGCCUGGAUCUGGACUACUCUGAGAUUUCAGGGAACCAUGGACCCUUUUGGCCCUGCAGGGACAGGGCAUACCCCACACAUAAGGGCUGCAGUGGGUGCAGACAAUUUUCUAGUUUGUUUCUUAAUUUAUUUGUAGAA
Molecule: messenger RNA, 3097 nt
Organism: Budorcas taxicolor (takin)
Lineage: Eukaryota; Metazoa; Chordata; Mammalia; Artiodactyla; Bovidae
Gene: PLEKHH3
Product: pleckstrin homology, MyTH4 and FERM domain containing H3
Exons: 12
Coding region: 456-2924 (822 amino acids)
Biological process (GO): signal transduction
Cellular component (GO): cytoskeleton
Source: RefSeq, a predicted model, not a curated record